Messenger RNA from Leptosia nina, 1299 nucleotides. NCBI's taxonomy places the organism in Eukaryota, Metazoa, Arthropoda, Insecta, Lepidoptera, Pieridae. The record is from the annotation of a GenBank genome assembly.
AUGCGUGCGCCGCUCAGUCCCGCGGCCUUUAUCCUCCUCAUUGUUUAUCCACCCCCGGUACUUUCCAGCCCACAAGAGGCUGGGUACUAUGCUGAAGAUGGUUAUCAUGACGACAUACUUGAUGUAGUUGAUAAGCAGUCUAUGUGUCCUACUGAUAGAGUGUUAAGAUCUCGAGAGACAUGCAAGGUGGGAGGAGCGGAUGUACAGUGUAUACGACUGCAUUGCUGCGAGUCGCACAAUUUUAUCGCUGGAAGGUGUAUACCGAAAUCAGUGGAUCCAUGCAGCUUGCGGCUAUGUGAACAGGCUUGCGAAGUCAGAGAGGACCGUAUGUGGUGCACUUGUCAUCCGGGAUUUAUGUUCAGUGAAGACAACUAUAGGAGGAAACGACAGCCCUACUGCAUUGAUAUAGACGAAUGUGUAGACAACAAGCCAGGUUGUGAACAUAGAUGUAUAAACGAUCCUGGCGGUUACCACUGCGAAUGUGCACCGCCCUAUUCUGUCGCUCCAGAUGGGAGGAAAUGUAUUCCGCAGAUCGCCGUCGCAGCCCCCGAGCCCCUUCCCCUCGUUCGGGCAGCAUCUCGAUGUUACGCUCCGUGUGACACGGUAUCUUGGCUAUCGAGGAAAGUUAAGCAGCUCAAUGACCAGCUUCAUGCCACGCAAUCUGCCCUGAGGAAACUGCUGGACAACCCAGUUAUAAAGGGAGAUGAUGACGAUAGAUUCGCUGAAGGUACAAGAUCUUACAGAGUGCUGGACGCAACUGCUCCGCUAGAGGGCGGGUAUUGUCGAUGCGAAAGAGGACCUAGGGGCCCACCUGGACCUCCAGGGAUGGACGGCGCGAAAGGGGACGAGGGCCCGCGAGGCCCACGAGGUGCUAGAGGACCUAAGGGCUCAAUGGACCUAAUGCUACUUCUACUUGCCGACAUAAGGCACGAUAUACGCAAUUUAGAAGCCAGAGUGUACAAAGAUGGGGAGAAGCCAGAACGUUUUAAUCUCCAAAAAGCUUGGCGACAACAAAAAAAGCAAGAAAAAUGGGAGCGAGAGAAUGGCACCCAACACUUGGAGGCGUACACAGCGCCAUCUAUUUUGGGGCCCGAAGGAGAUGUUGAAAUUAAUACACAUGGUCGAACCGGGGAAAUACCACGCGACACAACAACGGCCUGGUCAGUAUCUAGCGCCAGUACCGAAGUAAGUGAACUUGCUGAAAUGGACGAAAAACUACGCCAAUUCCACAAAUUAGCCAGCGCCACUAGCCCAGACGAUGAAGACGUGGAUACCGACUAUGAAUAUAGCUUUUAUUGA